This is a messenger RNA of Stomoxys calcitrans (stable fly), 3277 nucleotides long. Its product is annotated as protein SERAC1. The coding region runs from base 464 to 2845 and encodes 793 amino acids. The transcript has 4 exons. Gene Ontology annotation, molecular function: hydrolase activity, acting on ester bonds. Lineage: Eukaryota; Metazoa; Arthropoda; Insecta; Diptera; Muscidae. The record is from RefSeq and is a predicted model, not a curated record.
ACCAUUCAACAAAUUAAACUCAAAGCGAUAAGUUCAUAAGAACAACAAGUGAAAAUUUUAUAAGGAAAAAGGACCUAUCAAUAUAUAUAGACAAGAAAAAGUUAAUAUAAAUUUUAGACAAAGAAAAUUAAAAUAAAUCAAACGAAUUGUGACUCAAAAUAAGUUAGCAAAGAAAAAUCAAACAUAUUGAAAGUGAAUUGUAUUGAAAGAAAGUGAAUAAUUUAUACAUUUAGAUUCCCUCUCAUCAUUAUCAUAUAUCAAUUUUUUGUCGACGAACUGCAAAUUUAACAAAGGGAAAAAUAAAAUUUUGUGCAACUUUACUUCGCCUACCCCACGAACGAACGACAACGACUGUACAGAGUCUACUUUAUUCAUUUUGAAGCAGACAUACAAGUGUGUACAUACUAGACAAUUAAAUAGUAGACAAAAAUCUAUUGGAAAUUCUUCUGGGCAGUUUUGUUCGAUGAACAGUCUACGCCGUUAUCCAAAAACUCUCGGAGGUGUUGGCAUAUUGACCACUGGCCUCAUUCUUUACGAUAAACGUAGAGUUCAAAAAUUAAUUUCGAAAUUUGUGGACAACAAUAAUGGCGGUGCUGGCGACAAGAAACCCGAAUCCGAAUACAUUUACAUCAAAUAUCACAUCUACCGGGAGUCUAUGCGCAGAUUGAAGAAACAAGAGGAAGAAGAUAAGAAAUGGAUCAGUGUUAUUGUUAAUCCCAUUGGCAAAUGGUGGAAAGCGCUUAAGCACUCGGUAGCAUGGCGUCUAUUGGAUAUAGCACAGAAUGGCAGUCACCAUGAUCGUUUAAAGGCCGUAAGGCAAUUGGCCAGCAUUGAUCAUUUGAAGGAUUGGGAUUUUCGCCACUUGGCACAAUUGUGUGAUGCCCGUACAGCCGUAUCAUUGGCCCGUUGUGGUGCAGACAAACGCUGGUUCGUUCCUGUUCAUAUGAAAGGUUGUAUAAAGAAUCCCAAGUUGGUGUUGUCCGAAUUGCAUGACUUGCUUUCGCAUAUGAAAUCAAAGUCACCAUGCGUCAAUCAUUUCUUUAAGAAGUAUUUUCCCGAACAAGAUCCUUUGGAGGAUGUGUGUGAAUUCUUUACGCAAGAACACCCGGUUACUUUUAAUGUACACGAAAUUGAUUUGCUCAAGGAAAUUGUAUCAUUUUUACAUCAUGUCACCAAAGACCCUGAAUUUGCGCAACAAAUUAUUAAAGAAGGUGGAUUGGUUCAUUUAAUGGAACUGUCAAAAAUAUUCGCUGAUGAUAAUGAAACUUUGUCCACCCUGUGCAAAGUGUUGGCGAAUUUAUCUCUGGUCAAAGACAGUGUGGAGCAUUUCUUUGUGAGUGGUUGGAUUGGAAUAUUGGCUGAAUGGCAACAAUGUCCCGAUUUAAGACUACAAGUGAUCUCUGCCAAAACUAUGGCUAAUCUGGACCAUGAUGAUCCCAAUUUCACCGUCUAUCCCCCCAAUGUGUAUCCCUUGCAUCCCCGACUAAGAACUCGCACUAAACCCAAGGCCGAUAUUGUGUUUAUACAUGGACUUUUGGGUGGUGUUUUUAUAACAUGGCGUCAAAAGGACCGCAAACCCACAGAACUGGGUUUAUAUGGUAAAAAUGCAUUCUACACCAGCGAAACGGACGAUGUUUUUCUUGUUGGCGAGCAAAGGCGCUUGAACUUGAAAAAGAAUGGCAAUGGAAAUGGCAAAAGUAAGCAAAAUGUGACGAAAAACGAUGACACUGGUAUUGCUUCUCAGCCCAAGGAUAUCGAAGCAGGAAUAGAAAAAAAAAAAAUUCUUAAAGCUAACAUGAAAGCUGAAAGCAAACCAAUACAGAUUAGUGAUAGUGCUACCAAAGAGUUUGUAGAGACAUUGCGCAGUGAAGCUGAAUUAGAGAAAGAUUGGGAGGUCGUACAUCCAGAUAUCCCGCUAGCUGCAAAUGAAAACUGUUCUGGCGAAUUCAGUGUUUCUGGCCCGGAAUGGAAAAAUCAAGAUAGUCAGGAAGAUUAUACAAACUGUUGGCCAAUGGAAUGGCUGCCCGAUGAUCACCCCAACACAAGAAUUAUUGGUAUUGACUACACAUCCGCGGUUACAGAGUGGUCGGCAAACUUCACCAAAUAUUGCCCAUGUGAAAAGGGUCAGGGCCAUAUACAAACCCGAGCAAAUACUCUUUUGGAACGCAUUUCCUUGGCGGAUGUUGGCAACGACAGGCCCGUUGUAUGGAUUGGCCACUCUAUGGGUGGAAUAUUAACAAAAUUGAUUCUAAUGAAUGCCAAAGACAGUAAAGAUCCUAAGGUGCAACAAAUAGCCAAAAAUACCAGCAGUAUUGUAUUCCUGGGAACUCCCCAUAGAGGCUCUCCCAUUGCCAAAUGGAAACAGCAUAUGCAAAUGCUUUUGUCUCCCUCGAUUGAAGUCAAAGAGCUGGAGGAGAACAACCCUCGCCUUUUGGAAUUGCACGAACGAUUCAUGAACUGUCUGCACACAUCUUUCCGCAAUGUCAAAAUUGUAAGCAUAGCUGAAGGAAAUCCCACAAUGCUAACAUCGUUCAAAUUUCCUUUGCGCAUUGUAACCGAAGAGUCUGCUCGCAUAAACUAUGGCGACUUCUAUGUUCUAAAAGAUGAUCAUCUAAGCUUAUCAAAGCCUAUAUUCCGCCAAUCGUUCCUUUACAAACGCCUCUUACAAGUUAUAGACGAAACUGUGAAUGAAAAGACCGAUCCCGCCUUGAAAAAUCCACUGCCCAGCAAGAAGAUGGAAAUAACACCACAAAAAUUGCCCACACAAGUCCCUAGCUUGGUGCAACAAGCGAAGGAUAUAUUUUCACUGCUUCCUCAGCUGGUUUUCAAAUUCUCAACAACAUAAUUUCCUCAUUCGUAGAAAUGGCAUCGUAUUCAAAGCUUUUCCGAAAAUAGUAUUACAUUCGUACUUAUUUCCAAAAUACACAUACCAUUCCUUGUAUCGCAGCCAAAUUAUUACUCACUCACAUUUUCCAUUGUUAGACAUUAGUAAUAGAUCUAAAUUUUCAGAGCUAGCUUGUUCCCUUGGCGAGAAUUUGUAGUCAAAAAGGAUAUCGGCAUCAUUUCUAUUCACAGUAUAAUCACGUGUAGUGCAGUUGAUCUGCCCUUUAAAAAGCCAUCUUAUUAUUGUAAGAUCGUGCCUUCGAAUAAUGUAUAUAGAUAUAUAUUAGUAGUAUGUAUAUUCACUAAAGUGAGUAAUUUAGAAACUUUUUACAAAUAUUUAUUCAAAGCGUCUUUACUCUUUUUUCAAUAAAUCUUUUUUAUUAAUUACAAUGAA